GAAGGAACUCAAUUAAGAUUGCCUUGCCUGUGAAUGUGAUUUAGGUGGUUGAAGAGAAGAGAGAGUCUUUGUUGACUCUCUGGUUAUUCUCUUAACUGCUAAAUUUUAGCUUCUCUUUGCCAUUUGUUUCUUUAUCUUCGUCAUAACUGGGAAGAUGGUAGUGUUUGUUUAAGGAGCAGCUAAACCUUAAGCUGCUGGUUUGUCUCGCCUUUAAAUCAAUGUCGAUCCUCUCAGAAUCUGUUAGAGACGGGCAUUGACUGAAUUCUAGAAUUGUUUUUUAAGCAAGCAUGAAAUUCGAAAUCAAGAAGGGAUGGAAAUCAAUAGUGCCUCUUCGCUUGAAAGGCAAAUCAGCCACAAGUUUUUCUUUGUUUCCGAAGAUGAAGCCAACUAGCUAUGGUCCAGGCCGAGCAGCUGUAUAUCUAAAUGUGUACGAUUUGACACCAAUGAAUGGCUAUGUCUACUGGGCGGGUCUUGGUAUCUAUCACUCUGGUGUAGAAGUCCAUGGUGUUGAAUAUGCCUUUGGAGCUCAUGACUAUCCAACAAGUGGUGUUUUUGAGGUUGAACCACGGCAGUGCCCAGGCUUCAAGUUCAGGAAGUCAAUAUUCAUUGGAACCACAUGCUUGGACCCUAUUCAGGUUAGGGAGUUCAUAGAGAGACAUUCUGCGAGCUACAAUGGCGAUACAUAUCACUUGAUUGUCAAGAACUGCAAUCAUUUCUGCAAGGACAUUUGUUCUAAGCUAACUGGGAAACCAGUUCCAAAAUGGGUAAAUCGACUAGCAAAAAUAGGUUCAAUCUGCAAUUGCAUACUUCCCGAAACCCUUAAGAUUUCUGCUGUGCAGCAUGACCCUGAUUACCAACCAUUUGAUAGCGACAAAAGGAGGCUGAGAGGUGCAUUUAGUUGUCUGUCUUCAAUCUCAAUGCGGCAGAAGCAGUUGUCAACAUCUUCAUUGUUUCUACAAUCACCCCUUAGGGGCUGCCUACCGACAUGGGAAUUGAGAAGGUCAAACAAUGGUUCAUUGAAGGAAAGGUGAGAUAACUGCUUGAAUUAGCAUUCAUGAUGAUUAGUGACCAGGAUCCCUAUUCCCUAAGCUUGAUUACAGAGAUUUGUUUACAUAAAUGCCAACAUGAGAAGGCUGCCAUCACUUAUAUUCUUUUGGUUUUGCAAGUUUUCGGAUUGAUGGUUGCCUUGGUUUGGCCUCUGCUGUUAGAAACUACUAAGAUGGCAAGCAACUGAUCAAAGAAGAAUCUCGAUGGAUCAAUGGCGUUGCCAUCUUUGAAAUGUACAUUGUGCUCAUAACUCGAGUGUUAUUUUUCAUGUCAUUUAUUAAUGUUCUUGGCAAAUAGCUGUCUGUAGAAAUUCUGCAUCAUUUGUGCUACUAGAGAUUGUUCAUCAAUUUGUAAAUACUGUCAAAUUUGAC
Molecule: messenger RNA, 1418 nt
Organism: Pistacia vera
Lineage: Eukaryota; Viridiplantae; Streptophyta; Magnoliopsida; Sapindales; Anacardiaceae
Product: deSI-like protein At4g17486
Exons: 4
Coding region: 288-1031 (247 amino acids)
Biological process (GO): protein deubiquitination
Molecular function (GO): deubiquitinase activity
Source: RefSeq, a predicted model, not a curated record